This is a messenger RNA of Periconia digitata, 2578 nucleotides long. The record is from the annotation of a GenBank genome assembly. NCBI's taxonomy places the organism in Eukaryota, Fungi, Ascomycota, Dothideomycetes, Pleosporales, Periconiaceae.
UCUUCGCAUAGAUUGAGUUUCAUGCACCCUCGGACCGUCCGGCAGCCUGUUCGUUUCACCGGCAGGGCACGUCUUGCAAUAUCCAUCAAGGAGAAAACGAGCAGGAUGAAUCAAUCAAUCAAUCACUCAAUGGAUGGAUUCGAUUCACCACUGGGCGAACAAGCCAGAAGCCGAACCAGGGCAGGUGCUGGCUGGUACCGCACGGUACGGAGCGGUAGUGGCUGCCGGUCUUUGGCACCACCACCACCACCACCACCCGUCAUCCUUUCCAUCCUCUCUCUCACCCACGUCUCCUUUCUUUCCAGCGACUCCUCGCCAUCGAAUAUACCACAUGUACAUGAUCGAUACGACAGCCAUUGAUGAGCCAAUAACUCGCCUGUGUGCGGCGGUACCGCUACUGUACUCGCUGUAUUGCUUUGAUGUAUCCAUCAUAUCCAAACUUUGGAAUAUAUAUGUACCUACCUAGCGCAAUCACGUACAUGGUAGACUUUUACCUGCGUCGAGCCAUCUGCCGAGUACAUGUCGCCGUAUCUACAGGUAAUCAUGGCCAUCCUUUUGGGUUGACUAUCAAUCAAUGCAUCCCCUUAUGACAUGGUUCCGCGUUGGUUUGGCCCAUGGCAUGCCUGCAAUUGGCUGCGCCCCGAGAGCAGAAUACAUAGAGUACGAGACGGCCAAUAUCUAUUCUGCUCUCGGUCCAUGUACCUGUAUUGUAUCCUGCUGCCCUCGUCGCUUGCUUCUCCUCUGCUCAGAAUCCAUGUCCGCCGCAAUCUACUCAGGCGGCAUCUGCACUGCAUCUUCGGGUCUUUUGAUGCACUAGCCAGCCCACCCACCCUUCCAUCAUCAUCAUCAUCAUCAUCACCAUCAUCAUCAUUCAUUCUCUGCCAUGCAGCAUGGAAAUCACCGCCUCGGCGACUCUAGAACGGCUCGUGGCCCGUUGGAGCUAUCGACUCUGCCGCAAACCCAUGUUCCCUGUGCUUUUGCUCCUCCUGCGACCGCCACGGCCGACAUUCGACAUUGCAGGGGGGAAGAGCCGACGAUUUUGCUCCAAUCAGCCUUCCGCUGCCUGCUGUUGGCCUACGUAAUUCAUCUAGAGACUCCACUGCAUCCAUCGUAGAUGCAGAACAUACUUCACCACACCGUCCCGAGCCCGAGCGUGUCCGGCGAGCGUAACCACCGUUGGCCUCGCACCGCAGCUUUCGACGUCCGCCGUGCCAUCACAGUAGAGCCGAUGCGCCUAGGGCCGACACCUAAUCUACGUACAUGCCAUAUAUUAGAUACAUGCAUACAUACACACCAAGUCUGUAAUGCGUACAUAUGUAGUAUGUAUGUGUAAACAAACAGUGCACAUCCACAUGAACCGUUGCACCAGUGAGCCGAUUGCAUCUAAUACGGCUGUGCUGUGCUUUCGUCGGUGUGCUCCAGCUAGGCAUUGGAGAUGCCCGUUUUCUACUUCACUUCUUGUAACAAUCUUGAAAUCCCACUUCACCUGCGAUUGUCUGAUGUCACGUGCAGCCAAUGCCAAGCAUACCGUAUUAUGUAAUCAGUGUCAACAACCUCUUUCUCGCUCGCGCCUGCCAACCGCUUCUUCUCCCCACGGUCGCUCUCUUCGCUUCGUCAGAACAAGAGAACACCCCAUUAACACACCGUUCGCAGGUUCCCCAACUACAUAAGCAUCAUAAUCAUCAUGUCGGCCAAACCCAGCGAGGACCGCGACACGCGCGACCGAGUGCUGCAGCGCGCACCAGACACGGCGGCACCACCCGACAACGAGCAGCACGAGCAGUCGGAGGAGGACGGAGAAAUCGAGGAAUCCGAGCGCAGCGACUCGCCUCCUCUUCCAGUCAUCAAGACCACCACCGGCGACAGGUGGAAUGCGAUCCCAGCCACGAGCGGCCCUGCCUUGCCUUACGACGAUGAGCACCCCCCACUUCCAGCCGAGGCGCCUCCUAACGAUGACGACGGUGACGGUUGGGAAUACCAGUACGAUGACGUUUCCGGACAAUACAGCUUCUACAACAAGUUCACGGGUCAGCACCAGUGGGAGAACCCUCGUGUUGCCAAAGCCACGCCAAACUAUGGAUCGUACGACAGAUAUGUGAACAGCUCUCCCGCCGCAGCUACCUUGGGCGCCCCUGGCACUUCACCCCCACCCAAACGCCCUGUUGCUGGUGGCUACAAUCCAGCUAUUCACGGCAACUAUGAUCCUAAUGCGGACUAUGCCAAGGAAUAUGAGCGUGAAACGGAGGAGGCUGCUGCUGCCGCCGCCAAUCCUUAUGCUGCCAUCUACGGCGUUGCCCCACCUGGUAAUCAGGAAUAUGCUACUACUGCCCACUUCAACCGCUUCAAUGGCCGCUUCCAGCAGGCAGGUGUGGAUCCCGAGUAUCACAAUGAUGAGAACAAGAGUAAACGUCAGAUGAAUGCCUACUUCGACGUCGACUCUGCUGCCAAUAGCCAUGAGGGACGUAGCCUGAAGGCCGAGCGUCGCAAUCAGCAUCUGAACAAGAAGGACCUGAAGAUGUUCCAGGACCGACGCCGCGAGAAGAAAGAGCAGAAGCGUCGUGCUCUGUUCCUAAACUAA